Trichechus manatus latirostris (Florida manatee) is the source of this 2030-nucleotide messenger RNA. It is a transcript of the gene MCEMP1, whose product is annotated as mast cell expressed membrane protein 1. The record is from RefSeq and is a predicted model, not a curated record. The coding region runs from base 33 to 632 and encodes 199 amino acids. NCBI's taxonomy places the organism in Eukaryota, Metazoa, Chordata, Mammalia, Sirenia, Trichechidae. The transcript is spliced from 7 exons.
GUGGGUGGGGAUGUCUUGGCAGGCCAGGCACCAUGGAGGCUGCGGAAAUCUACAUGAACCAGGAGGUGAAGAUGCAGGCGGCAGCCUCCAAAGACAAAAAACGAGGGGGCCCAGCCAAAAACAAAGGUGCAGAAGACCCUGACUAUGAGAACAUCACCUUGACCUUCAGAAACCAGCACCGGCCAAAGGGUGGCCAUUCACCACCCGUGAGUCAGGUCCCAGCCCAGUCCAGGCCGCUCUCAGCUCCUGCCCAGAUCCCUCACUGGCUGUACAGAGCCAUCAUGAGCCUGUACAUUCUCCUCGCCUUAACCUUUGUCUUCUUCAUCAUUCUCUCAGCCAUGGUCCUAUUGAAGAAUUCUGAGAUGUCCCAGGAGUUGCUGGUCUUGAAAACGGAGCUGUUAAAUGUCUCAAACUCGAUGCGCGAGAGCCAGGAGGAGCAGAAAAAGAGCCAGAGCCAUGUCCAGCAGGCCAUUAGCCAGAUCAAGAUGACCAUCAACACAGUUGAUACCAAUGUGCAGAAGGAGAACGUGAAAUUGGAUACACUGAAAAAAGAAUUGAACCAAGUCAAGGUGGAGCUGGAGAAGAAAAUGGAGACAAUUUUGAAGGAACUGGAGAAGAAGCAGAAUCCAUAGUCUACACCUCAAUAAAUUAGAGGACAUUACAGCCACAGCCUGAAGCAUGGAGGAAGGGGCUGCACCUAUCAAUGAAGAUGGAAGAGGGGCCACAACUUGAUCUGAACCUGCCACUCCUCCUCACAUAUAGAAAACCACAUGUCCUGAUGAAUGUGUGUCAUGGAGUUGUGUAUGUGUAAGCAUUUCGUGGAGGGUGGGUGUUCCAGUGUGUUCCACAGGAAUACAUCACUGUGAAUGCGGCUGUCACCACGAGUGUGGUGUGCAAACCCAUUUCACUGUACAUGUGAUUCAUACGUGUGUCAUGGUGUGUUGUGAGUGGAAGCAUGUCAUAGUGGGUGGCUGUGUCAGUGAGUACCACAAAAACGCGUCACUGAGUGUGGGUGUUGGCAACAUGUGUUACAUGUGCCUGUUUCACGGUCAGUGUAAACAUGUGUGAGUGUCUUCUGGUAUGUUGCGUGUAUAAACAUAUCAUGAUGUAUGUGUGUUACACAUCAUGGGAAUCUAUCACCGUGUGUGGUGCUCAAGUGCGUGCCCGUCACCACCUGUGUCCACGUGAACAGGUAUGUGCCAGUGUGAAUGUGCCGGAGUAUGUCACCAUGUCUUCAGAGCAUGUCCACUCGUAUGUCCAUUUGUUUGUGCACUCAUGUUUUGUGAUUCAUGAAGAUAAAAGCCAAAGGAAAGCACAUGGCUUCUAGAUCUGUUCUUGGGGCAUCUCAGGGGCUUUGGGACCUGGUGGGGGAGAGUCUGCAAGUGUUUAGACUUGGGGGAUGGGGCAAACCACAGUCAGUAUAUAGACGUGAAGCCAAGGGCUGGGACCCUAGGGCACAGGGUGCAUGGGAACAAAUGUCCUGUGAGUGUCCCAGUUUAUGAACAUAUCCUUGAGCUUGUCCAUGGACAUGUACCCAGGGUGGAACUGAGUCCAUGCCCUGGGCAUGUGCUCCCGAGCACACGUGUGCCUUCAAGUGUAUGUGGCCUGACACGUACAAUGUCUCCCUAAGUGUACAUGGGCCUAUGGAGAAAUACAUAUAUAUCAAACCAAACCCGUUGCCAUUGAGUCAAUUCCAACUCACAGAGACCGUAUAGGACAGAGUAGAACUGCCCCAUAGAGUUUCCAAGGAGCUGCUGGUGGAUUUGAACUGCCAACCUUUUGGUUAGCAGCCGUAGCUCUUAACCACUGCACCAGCAGGGCUCCAUAUAUGUACACACAUACACCCCUAAGCAUAUAACCACGGGUGUAACUAUGACUGUGAGUGUGUGCCCAUGAGUGUAUAUGCGUACUUGAGCUUCGUCUUGGGUUGAACUGUGUCCCCCCAAAAUAUCUGUCAAUUUGGCUAGGCCAUGAUUCCCAGUACUGUGUGAUUGUCUACCAUUUUGUCAUCUGAUGUAAUUUUCCUAUGU